This is a messenger RNA of Anopheles moucheti, 3638 nucleotides long. RefSeq names its product protein Tob1 (gene Tob). The coding region runs from base 306 to 1205 and encodes 299 amino acids. The transcript has a single exon. Gene Ontology annotation, biological process: negative regulation of mitotic cell cycle; negative regulation of cell population proliferation. NCBI's taxonomy places the organism in Eukaryota, Metazoa, Arthropoda, Insecta, Diptera, Culicidae. Gene Ontology annotation, cellular component: cytoplasm; nucleus. The record is from RefSeq and is a predicted model, not a curated record.
CUGCAAGCUUUACGAGAGUCCCCUCUCUGUGUGCUGGAACCACUAACGCGCAAGGCCACCAACACCAAUUGCGAGUAAUCGAGGGUAGCGCGCGCGCUUGUGUGUGCGUACUGUGUUCCCCGGAUCCAGCUUUGAAUGUACGCAUCAUCAGCACCUUGUCCGCACGCGAAAAAGGUGUUAACGAACGCAGCAACAACGCGUCAGCAGAAGCAGUUGAAGGACAUUGUCAGCAACAGCACGGAACGUAUCGUGUCCUACCCCGCCACUCAGUGACCCACCCCAAACCUCCCUGCAAACGAGCGAACAUGAGGAUAGAGGUAAAUUCGGCCGCGGACUUCCUGAUGAACCUGCUCCGGGUACGGAAGGCGAACCAGUUGUCGGAAAACCAGCUGCAGCAUUUCAAGGGUUCGCUGGAACAGAUCCUGACACGUCACUUCCAGUGCCACUGGUAUCCCGAUGUGCCGACGAAAGGGUCCGGCUUUCGGUGUCUUCGGAUCAACGGGAAGAUGGAUCCGAUUAUUGAGAAGGCGGGCCAUGCUGUUGGGCUGAAUACGGUCGUGCUGCGGAAGUUGCUACCCCUGGAGCUAACGAUCUGGAUCGAUCCCGACGAGGUGUCCUACCGGAUCGGGGAGAACGGUACGAUCUGUGUGCUGUACGAUACGGCCCAGAGUCGCGCGAGUCCAUCGUCCGAUUUGGACUCGACCGGAAGCAGCAGCGGCAUUGCGUGUGACGAGUUCAUCAUGGAGCGGGUCGGUCGGCUCGAUCUGUCCGUGUCGUCCGUGGACAGUGGCAAUGGUAGUGCCGGCGCCAUGAUGGUCGACUACCUGGAGCACACUACCGGAAGCGGUGGCAAACCGCACCAGGGUCAGCAGCAGCACCAUAACAACAAGUACAAUCACAACCAAUCGAACAACAGCCACAACCAUCAUCAUUAUGCGAAGCAGCGCCACAGCAACAGCAUGUCGUCGUCGUCUAGCGGACAGACUAGUCCACCGCUCAGCCCACCGUACGGUGCCGCCGGCUUCCUAAACCAUCAGCAGCAGCAAAAUCUGGCCAGAUAUCAGGCCGCCCAGCAGCAUGCUCACGGACCGCAGCAGCACAGCAACAACUUCUAUCCGUCGGCCGGCGCGAACGUCCACCAGCCCCAGCAGUACUUCCCCUGGGACAACCAGUUCGUCAACAACAAAGUGCGCACCCAAUGUUAAAGUCGACCAGAAAACUCCGUGUGCGUGUGUGUCGCCAUGUUAGCACCUGGCAUCACCGCCACGCCGCGCCCCGAAGGAUCUCUCCCUUAAUCAGCAGCAGCUGGUGUCUCCUUAAAGCAACGAGCAAACGAGAAGAAAGUCCCCCUUAUUCCCGGUUCUCAAAGAGUACAAGUACAAGAAGAUGUGUGUGCGCGUGUUUUUGUUUUUAACGGUUGGAAGCUUAAUAAGCCGCAACGAAGGAAGCUUAAUAAGGAGCUUAUCAAGCAACGGAAGAAAAUCGAGCGCGCAGUAAGAAGCGUGCGUUGGUGACGAUCCCUGGCCGUUUUUCUUCAGUGUAAUGUGAUGUUUUUUUUUUGUUCUGUGCUUAUGAUUGUGCUCGGAAAAUGGAAUGCAGCAGCAAAAGGAUAGUAAUAGGAAAAGUGUGUCCCCAAAACACCAUUUGUGUACAAAGCAACAAAAAGUCAAACGGAAAGCGGAGUGUGUGAGUGUGUGCGAGAUCAAGAGUUCCAACACCGAGAAAGUUCCAGCGCAUUCUCUUGGUUUUCUACAAGCAAAAUGCUCUAAUUCCACUAACGACCAGUACGUCAUUUUUCGCCACCUUGCCUGGAAAAUGACGUCGAAGUCCGUUUUUUAAUUGCCAUCAAGAAAUCGUGUAAAUGUGUAAGAUCAACGUAUAUGUGUAGUCGCGGCUGUGUGUAUGCGUAUUGCGUGUGUGCCGAUCGUUGCGUGCGCACUUGCUCUUCUCGGAGCGGAUCGGAUCGGAUCGGAUCGGAUCCGGAUGUUGUGAUUGACGCGCUCCGGGAAACUGAUCCGGAAUGAAAAUAGAGCAGAGAGUUCCUACAUUGAUAUUUGUUUGUAAGACGGCGAAGCAGAGAUUGUGAAGAGGCAGGCGCGCGUUGUGGUGGAUAAAGUGUACUUUGUCGAAUAGCGGUAGUAACGACACACAAGUCACGCUGAAAUACAGUGCAAAAAUCUCCCACCCAAUCCUCUAUAUAGGCUAUGUGAAAAACGAAAACGAAAACAAAAAGAAAAAUCCCGGAAAUCGCAGGAUGCGGGUGACACAACUGUCAACCGCGUGUCAUGUGUAGUGCAUCCUUGCGGAGAACGACGAUGACAGCUGGGUUCUCUGGUGCGUGCCCUUACCCCGUUACGUACCAGAAGGAAGAAGCACGAGAAGAAGAAGGCUGUGGCUACUGCGAAAGGAAGCGGAGACACAGUUAAAAGCAACAGAAGGAAACGGAUGAUCUUCAGCAAAAAACCUCUAACGGCGCGACGACGACGUGUCUCGUUUGAUAUCCGCGCACGUGUGAUUAACCUCCUUAUUUACACCCUACCCCCUGUACCCCAUCACAAAGAGACAUCAACACCGCACAAGCUGCUGCGGGUUGAAUGGAGAGAGAGAACGAGGAGUUGGCGUUAGUUUAAGAUGUAACACAUGAUGCUGACACCACAGCAACACAACACGUGAAGGAGCGAUACAGACACCUUGUAGGUGUAGCGCGACGCAUUUCAAUUGUGAUCAAUAUUAAUUUCAAACACACACACACACAAAACGUCUUUAUUAUACCAGUAGUAAGAAGCAGCAGAAGGGUAAUUGCGCGAAAGAGCGAAAAAGGAAAAACCGAGUCAAGAAAGUACGUGCAAAAAAUGAUGUUUUUUUUGCAGCUUCAAACACAAACUGUGGUGAUGAGCGGUUUGGAGUAAACAAAAAAAAACAAAAUGGUACGAUAAUUGUAUGAAGGGCAAACAGUAGUACAAGCAAGUAAAACAUAAUACAGAGAGAGAGAGAAAGAGAAAGAAGAAAUGAAAAACAAAAAAAGAAAAGAGAAAAAAAGCAAGAAACGUAAAGUAACGACACCCCCCCCAACAUUACAUGCGUGUGUGAUUCGCUCGUGACUGUGCAUGAAAGCUAGCAAAGUAAGCGUUGAAAUUAAGCAAAAGUCAUAUUAACGAAUGGAUUGCGAAGGAGUGAAGCUGGGAAAAGAUACGCAACUGUCGAUGAUGGACUGUAUCCGUAUGUGUGCGUGCGCGUAUGUGUGCACGGAGAAGAAGAAGAAGAAGAAAACCAAUUCUCACGCUCAGUAAAGCAAGAAAGAAGUAUAGGAAUAGUUUGUAAAGGAAAGCGGGAGAGAAAAUCAAUACUACUUGUGUUUUUUUGCGAGAUACUUUAUUUUGUCUACGGUAAUAUGUGUAUUUUUUAUAAUAUACAUUUGUGUUUAAAUUAAAAACCAACCUCCCACCACCACAACCCCCAUCCCCCCACAAAACUCACCAACCAGUCCAAACAAAUUAAUUUAGUUUUGAAGUGAUGAGCGUGUGUGUAAUGUUGUGUAUAGAGGGAAAAAAAAAACAAAACAAAAUGAUGCCAGAUUUCUGUUCUGUAUUACACUUUUUAUUGUCCGGUGUGCAUUUUUCCUUUCCGUCGUUUCUGCC